Messenger RNA from Culex pipiens pallens (northern house mosquito), 2367 nucleotides. Its product is annotated as actin-binding protein IPP. Gene Ontology annotation, molecular function: protein binding. NCBI's taxonomy places the organism in Eukaryota, Metazoa, Arthropoda, Insecta, Diptera, Culicidae. The transcript has 3 exons. The record is from RefSeq and is a predicted model, not a curated record. The coding region runs from base 247 to 2094 and encodes 615 amino acids.
CUCCAUUUGCAAAAAAAAUCGAAAAUCGAAAUCAUGCCCCACUAUUCUCAAUUUGGGGCGUUUUAGACAAACGACCACCAGCAGCAGCAGCAGCAGCAGUGAGCUUCCACACGACUCUCGUUACGCGAGCGGACAAUUAGUGGAAAUUGAGUGUGGCAUUCGCAGCAAAUCUUCCGCGGGCGAGAUUCAAUUUAUUUCCGCUCUCCCCGCCAACCCGCAACGACGCAGCCUUCCGCAGCUGGCGCUAUGCCCCCGCUCAACAGCUUCAACAACAACAACGGCAAUGGAGGCACCACCGCAAGCGACAUCAUCUGUUCGCUCACCCAGUCCCAGAUGGCCAUCAACCAGCCGGGGAACGAAGUUGGUCCGAACGGGCGACCGCCCGUCUUUUCCUGCUCGCAGUAUCCGCAAAAGGUGCUGCUCAAUCUGAACGCCCUGCGGCAGAGUUCGCGGUUUUGCGACGUCGAGAUCGUCGUCGGAGACACGUCGCUCCAGGCGCACCGGUCGGUGCUGAGUGCCGCUUCCGCCUACUUUGAGGCCAUGUUCCGGCCCGAGCUGGGACUGAGCGAGGGCAAGCAAAAGUCCGUCACGCUGCACUCGAUGCGGGCGGACAUACUGAAGCUGCUGAUCGAUUUUGUGUACACCGGCCAGAUUGAGAUCAAGCAGAACAACGUCCAGGAACUGCUCGCGGCCGCCGACAUGAUCCAGCUGCCGGAAGUGGUCGACGGAUGCUGCGAGUAUCUGUGCCGGGAGCUGCACUCUUCCAACGCGCUCGGCAUUCUCAGGUUUGCGGAAGCCCACAACUGUCGCCAGCUGGCGGAAACGGCCGCCACCUACGUGUACACCAACUUCCCCAAGGUUGCGUUGGACGAGGACGAACUGCUGGAGAUUCCCCACACGCUGCUGAUGAAGGUGAUCUCGUCGGAAUCGCUUCGGGUGGACACGGAAUAUCAGGUGUUUAAGGCGGCUUUGCGCUGGAUCAAGCACGAUGUGGUGCCGCGUCGUCGGUACGUGUUUGAGAUUCUAUCGCACGUCCGAUUGGCGCUGGUUCCGGUGGGACUGAUCGAUCAGGCGAUUGCUGACUGUAGGGAUGUUUCGUUGAAGAUCGCUCUGCGUUCGGUGCGCAAGGAUUUGACUUCCAAGCGCGGCCAGCUGGUGCCACUGCGCGUUUGUCCACGGGUUUGUGCAAAGAAGAGCAUUUACAUCAUUGGCGGGUCAAGGCGCGAGCAAAAUGCCGGAUGGACUCCGGCGGAUUGCAUCUUCGAGAGCGUCAUCAAGUACGACAUCUUCCGGCGAGAGUGGGUCGAAUCGGCACCGAUGCAAAUUGGUCGAAUCCUGCCCGGAGUGGCCACCCUCGGGGGGAAGAUUUUCGUGAUCGGUGGCGAACGUGGCAGUCAGAUACUGGCCAACGGAGAGGUUUACGACACGCAGAACAACAACUGGGAAGCGAUGGCGCCGAUGAUCGUGCCGCGGUGCGAGUUUGGGCUGUGCGCGUUGGGUGGUACGCUGUACGCCAUGGGUGGAUGGAUUGGCGAGGACAUUGGUGGGUCGAUCGAGUGCUUUGAUCCGAUGAAAAAUUCCUGGCGCAUGGUUGGCGACCUGCCGGAGCCAAGGUUCAGCAUGGGAGUAGUUAGCUUUGAAGGCCUAAUCUACAUCGUCGGAGGUUGCACAACGUCCAGCCGUCACCUGCCGGAUCUAAUCAGCUACAAUCCGAUAACGCACGAGUGGAACUCGCUGGCCCGGAUGCAAACGUCGCGCUGUCAAAUGGGUGUCGCCAUUUUGGAUCGCUAUCUGUACGUGGUCGGUGGCAACAGCAGCCAACAGGAAGUGCUUUGCACGGUGGAAAAAUACUCGUUCGAUGAAAACAAAUGGUCCAUGGUGGCACCGAUGUCGGUGAGCCGUGCAAGCCCUGCGGUGGCCGCCGCCGACGGACUGCUGUACGUUGCGGGUGGCGAUCAACCGUGCGAGAUUAACUUUUACCGGGCGCAGGUUACCAUCGCUUCGUUCGAAUGCUACGAUCCGAUAAACGACCAGUGGAAGCACUGUCCGGAGUUGCCGACAAGCCGAUCGGAAGCGGGUGCCGUUGUGGUUUGAGGCUGGCAAGCACAAGGUUUUGUCAAAUUUUGCUGAUAAAAUUACGUAUUUUUGACUAGUCUGAUUUUUAAAAUGCCGUCGGAAUUCGUGAAAUUUAUUUGAAAUAAAUAGCACCACAUUAGCAUUAAUUUAUUAGGUUUGCUUUACUCCUUCACCAAAACUUGCUUUUGCUUCUUUUUAUCGAUAUAAAUUGCACCAUCGAUUGAUCGAAUCAUUAUUUAACCAAAGAUUUUCAUAGCGGCGCUAAGUUGUGAUUCCAUAUAAUACUAAUUA